AUGAUGAAAUAUAACAUAUGGGUACUUUUUACCAUAACUUUUGUUAUCCCAGCACUUUCCCUAGAAGUAGAUGCUUAUAAGAAUGUCUUUAUUUCUUCAAAUGGCAAUGUUGAAGUUGAUAAUCCAAAACUAUCUAGUAUACAUCUUAUAAGAAGUAAUCAAUUAGAUGAUCAACUAAAAUUUUGGGAUUCAAAGAACAUUCACUUUUCUAUAGAUAGUAAAGAUCUAAUACAUUUACCUGCAUCUUUAAGAUCUGGAUCAUCUUUAGAUAAUUCAAAUAGGGGUUCAUUUGUUAUUUAUGAUACAAAUGAUUAUCCAUUUGCUUGCCUCUGUGAUAAACAAGAGUAUGAACAUUGGAAAGAGUCUGGAAACUCUAGUGCCAAAGUCCAAUGUGCCAACUAUAUUAGUACUUCAAUCUUCAAUCAGCAAGAUCUGUCAUAUUGUGAUCCUACCAAUAUUGCAGCAUCGGAUAAUUUAAAUUACUAUUAA
This is a messenger RNA of Cryptosporidium muris RN66, 489 nucleotides long. RefSeq lists its product as uncharacterized. The transcript has a single exon. NCBI's taxonomy places the organism in Eukaryota, Apicomplexa, Conoidasida, Eucoccidiorida, Cryptosporidiidae. Bases 1 to 489 code for a protein of 162 amino acids. The record is from RefSeq and is a predicted model, not a curated record.